AGCGUUCGUAGACGCCCAGAGCUCUCUGCACGACUCUUAGUUCCAGGUUUGCCACAGGAUGUCGGUGAACGAGAAAGCCCCGAUCGCAAACCACGGCCAGGUCCCCCACUACGGGAGCCUGGGAGCUGGCAAUGGCGACGACGGGGCUGGACCCAACUCGGUGGGCCCUGAGAAAGAGAAGAGCCUCACCUUUCACCAGGUCGGCUACGAGGUCCCCACACUCUGCGGCCGCAGGACCAAAGUCAUUAUCAGUUCUUGCAGUGGAAUAAUGCGACCAGGACUGAAUGCUCUGAUGGGCCCCACAGGCAGUGGAAAGACCACGCUGCUAGACGUGCUGGCAGACCGCAAAGGCAGGAGAGGUCCAUCGGGAGAUGUUCUGAUCAAUGGAAGCAGGAGACCAAAGAAUUUCAAAUGUGUUUCUGGCUACGUGGUUCAGGAUGAUUUGAUCAUGGGGUCUCUGAGUGUGAGAGAGAAUCUGGCAUUCUCAGCAGCCCUACGUCUCCCCUCCGGGACCACCUGGAACCAGAGGAAGGAGAGGGUGGACAGAGUCAUCCAGGAGCUGGGUCUGGUGUCCUGUGCUGGCACUAAGGUAGGGAAUGAGUUCUUCAGAGGUGUUUCCGGAGGAGAGAGGAAGAGGACUAGUAUUGGUAUGGAGCUCAUCAUCCAGCCUCAGGUCCUGUUCCUGGAUGAGCCCACUACCGGCCUCGACGCAUUCACUGCCGUCUCUGUUGUCAAACUCCUCAAGAGACUGAGUGAGAGCAGGACCAUAAUUCUGUCCAUCCACCAGCCUCGCUACUCCAUCUUCUCCCUCUUCUCCUCCCUCACUCUCCUCUCACGGGGCUCCAUGGUCUACCACGGCCCUGCACAACAAGUCCUGCCCUACUUUGAGAGCCUCGGGUUUCCGUGUGCGGAGCAUGAAAAUCCAGCAGAUUUCAUUCUCGACGUUCUCACAACAUGCGAAAAGAAGAGCAUUUCCAACGACACAAUUGUUGCCAUGGAUACAAGUCUGCUGGGGGAGGAAGAGAGAGAGGAUGGAGGAGGAGGGGGGGCAGUGGAUAUGGUUGAGAGGUAUAGGAAGAGUGACAUGUAUCAGAGGACGGAGCAGGAGUUGGGACAGGUGUGGCAAAGACUGGAGGAGAGGGGGCAGGGAGGAAGACUCCCUGCGGCUGGGUAUGCCAGCAGCAUCCUCUGGCAGACAAUGGUGGUGAUGCAUCGCUCCAUCGUGGGCCUCUUUAGAGACCCUCUCAGUCUCUACUUCCAGAUCAUCAUCAUGGUCAUUUUUGCGCUCAUCAUCGGGAUUGUGUACUUUGACCUUGGAGGGAAGAAAGUUCCGUUAGAAAGUAUCAACAAUAUCAUCACUGACAGGAUUGGAGCGUUUUUCUUCAUGUGUAUGAACCAGGUGUUUUCCAACAUGUCUGCAGUGGACCUCUUCAUUCAGAGGAAAGCUCUCUUCAUGUAAGUCACUGAGGUCCUGAGAUUAUAGCUACUAGCAGCGGGAUUGGAAGGGUUGAAUACAAGCCUGGUGAGAUAAGGGGAAAGUGUAGGGGGGAAGUUUGGAAUAAUGCAGGGUGAAAGUAAAGCUUGGAGAAAGACGAAAGUUUGUGACCAGUACCGAGGAAUAAGCCUGUCCUCCACGUACUGCAGUCAUGAGAACGCCAGUGGCUACUACAGAGUAUCCGUGUUCUUCUUCUCCCAAGUGGUGACUGACCUCAUAGCCAAGAGGAUCGCCCCCGUUCUCCUCUUCUCAGUCAUCACCUACUUCAUGCUGGACCUGGACCGCGAGCCCGAGAAAUUCUUCAUCUUCCUCCUCACCCUCUUCCUCGUCUCAAUCUCCGCAGCCGCCAUCACGUACGCCUUCAGCUCCAUCGCCAAUGUUACUCCCGUGGCUACUCUCCUGAGUGCCCUCGCCUUUGUCCUCUCAAUGUUGUUUGGAGGAUUUUUCAUUGCCCUGAAGAGUCUCCCGGUCUGGCUCCGGUGGCUCAAGUACCUGAGUCUGUUCCGCUACGGACUGGAGGCACUCUCCAUCAACGAGUUGAGAGGACGGGAAUUUUACGCUGAGGGCUUCAAUUCUUCCUCUCCUUGUAUGAGCCAUACUGUAUCAGUGGUACUGAGGCUCUGAGUGGACUGGGCUACGAGACGGAGGGUGUGUGGGUGUGGUACGACCAGAUUGCCCUCGCUGGCAUCUCUCUCUUCUUCCUCACCCUCUGCUGCGUCAUUCUCCAGCUCAUCAAGAAACACAAGUAGUCUGGAGUGGCUGGCCCACCUCCCAUGGGAAUAGCACGUGUGUGUGUGUGAUAUGAACACUAUUCUUCUAUUUGCCACUGGUAUCAUUAAUUUUAUCACUAUUAUAAUACGUAUUUAUUAUCUAUGAUCUGUUUUGAAUUGCAUCAGUCAAAUAAUGGGGCUGUCAGGUUGGACAAUGAGUGGUGAGAUGAUGAACAGUUCAGGGGUGAGGUGAUUGUCAGUGGUGAGAAGAUGAUAAGUCCUGCUCUCCUUGCAACAGACAAAGAUGACUUUGAUGCAAAUAGGCUGCAGUCACUUUCUCCUGCGCCUGCCCCCCCUCUGCUUCCGUUGUCUG
Geodia barretti is the source of this 2578-nucleotide messenger RNA. The record is from the annotation of a GenBank genome assembly. Lineage: Eukaryota; Metazoa; Porifera; Demospongiae; Tetractinellida; Geodiidae.